This is a messenger RNA of Propithecus coquereli (Coquerel's sifaka), 900 nucleotides long. Its product is annotated as olfactory receptor 51V1. The record is from RefSeq and is a predicted model, not a curated record. Gene Ontology annotation, biological process: G protein-coupled receptor signaling pathway. Bases 70 to 900 code for a protein of 276 amino acids. The transcript has a single exon. Gene Ontology annotation, molecular function: olfactory receptor activity; G protein-coupled receptor activity. NCBI's taxonomy places the organism in Eukaryota, Metazoa, Chordata, Mammalia, Primates, Indriidae. Gene Ontology annotation, cellular component: membrane.
CUCACUGGAUUUUCUGGCCUGGAGCAGCAAUAUCCCUGGUUCUCCAUCCCCUUCUCCUCUAUCUAUGCCAUGGUGAUUUGGGGAAACUGCAUGGUGCUCCAUGUGAUCCGGACUGAGCCAAGGCUGCACCAGCCCAUGUUCUAUUUCCUGGCCAUGUUGGCCCUCACCGACCUAUGCAUGGGGCUGUCCACUAUGCACACGGUGCUGGGGAUCCUCUGGGGGCUCGUUCAACAGGUCACCCUGGAUUCCUGCAUUACCCAGUCCUAUUUCAUCCAUGGUCUGUCCUUCAUGGAGUCCUCUGUCCUCCUCACUAUGGCCUUUGACCGGUAUAUUGCAAUUUGCAAUCCACUGCGUUAUUCCUCCAUCCUGACUAAUUCUAGGAUUAUCAAAAUUGGGCUUACCAUAUUAGGUAGGAGUUUCUUCUUUAUUACACCCCCCAUCAUCCGUCUGAAAUUCUUCCAUUACUGUCGUCCCCACAUCCUCUCUCACUCUUUCUGCCUGCACCAGGAUCUUCUCCGCUUAGCCUGUGCAGACAUCCGAUUCAAUAGUUACUAUGCUCUGAUGCUGGUCAUUUGCACACUGUUAUUGGAUGCUGUACUCAUCCUCUUUUCCUAUGUCCUGAUUCUUAAGCAAGUCCUGACAGUUGCCUCUCAGGAAGAGCGGUAUAAGUCAUUUCAGACCUGUAUCUCCCACAUCUGUGCUGUUCUUGUGUUCUAUAUCCCCGUCAUUAGCCUCACAAUUGUGCACCGUUUUGGCAAGCACCUCUCCCCCGUGGUCCACGUUCUUAUGGGAAACAUCUAUAUCCUUUUUCCACCUUUGAUGAACCCCAUCAUCUACAGUGUCAAGACCCAACAGAUUCGUACCAGAAUACUCAGACUCUUUUCUUCAAAAAGACUCUGA